Molecule: messenger RNA, 2191 nt
Organism: Schistosoma guineensis
Lineage: Eukaryota; Metazoa; Platyhelminthes; Trematoda; Strigeidida; Schistosomatidae
Source: the annotation of a GenBank genome assembly
GCGGCAUUUUCAAGUGUGCUACGUACGUAUAUUGGGUGAUUUUAUCCGCAACGCAACCAUAUCUUUUCAAAUUACAAUAUGACUUGGCAAUUACAAUGCAUAACGAUCGGUGCCCUGGCAUCUGUCAACUACUUAUACAAUAUAACGUUUUUUUCUUUUCAAUAAAUUUCUUUGAACACGUACCACUUUUAACGUCGAUUGCACUUGUCGUGUGGUGUGUUAUAUAAAUAACGGCGAGCACAGACGUUUGGGGUUAGAUCAAAUGUGUGUCAAAAGUUGAAGCAAAAUUAGAUAAAUCGGUGUGUAUUAAAGCGAAAAGUAGACAGUUCGGCGUGUAUUUAUAUGUCCGUUUCAAAAAGCGAACAUAGUCCGUUCUCCCCUCAAUGGGUCAACCGGAAAUUAUAUACGCUCAUGUUAGUCAUAUAUACACCCAGAGAAUUGAACACAGAUUCUCCAUUGGUCAUUGACGAUUCGGGAUCUGAAAUUAAAGUACAGGAAUCGAUCACAGAUUGCAAUAAAUCAUGGUUACUUUUGGGUUUAAAACAGAGUGGUUUCGGAAAAGGACGAUGGAACGGAUUUGGUGGUAAAGUCGAAUUAAGUGAUGCGAACCCAAAAGCUGCUGCACUUCGAGAACUGAAUGAGGAGUCUGGUUUAACACUUGAUGAGUCUUCCGUUGACGAAGUUGGUCGUCUAUGGUUUACUUUCGCUGAGACACUGGAGUGUAUGGAAGUAUAUGUGUUUAUCUGCCGAACAUGGACACCUACAUUUAAUGGUCAUACGGUUAAAUGGCCUUGUUAUACAGAAGAAAUGCAUCCAGCUUGGUUUCCACUUAUAAUGAAUAAAGAUAAUACAAUAAAUACAUCAUCUUUACCAUGGGAACAUAUGUGGCCUGAUGAUUUGUUAUGGGUUCCUGAUAUACUUCAAGGAAAUCUUAUUCUAGCUUGGUUUCAUUAUCUUCGGCUUUCUAAUCUAUCGAUUACAAAUAGUCAAAAUUUAAUUGAUCGUUCAACGGAAACUAAUGGGAUCUCUAUUGACUUAUAUGAAAUACCAGCUUAUCAUUUGGAAUCAUUUACUACUGAUGAAAAUGAGUUAUUGUCUGCUGAUAAAAAUAACGAUUGUAAAUUAUCCAGUGUUCAACGAAUUAUUGAUCGAUUGGAUUUAGACAAGAAUGAUAAUAAUUUAAGAUUAUGGAUGAGUUCAUCAUUAUAUGAUAAUGAAUUUGUUGUAUCUCCUUUGAUACUUCAGAAAAUUUUACAUUAUCCCAUCUGAUUAAAACAAUUUGAUAUUUUAAAUUAGAAUAAAUUUUGAUAAAAAAUAUUAUUUUGAUAAAUUUAUUUUGUCAUUCUUUUUUUUUUGCCUGACUUCAUUGAAAUAAAUAGCUGUAGUAGUCAUAGUAAUAGUAUAGUGUUAUUUGCAAUGUUUGUGGUAGUAAUAGUAGUAUUAGUGAGAAAAAAAUGGAUUGUUAAAUUGAUUAAUUGUGAAAAACAAUAUUAUCAUUGAUUGAUUAAUUUUACCUUUUGUGUGUGUGUGUGUGUGUGCGAAAUCAGGUAUAUUUCUUGUCAAAUUUUCAUUGUAAAUUUAUCAAUCAGUUUUUCUGAUUAUCAAACUUACAGUGAUGUAUAUUUAUGGUCGAAUUAAUUUUAAAUCCAUUUAGUAAAAUAAACUUGUGUUGUAUAGAGCUCUUAAGACUAUCGUCCUUAGUGAAGCAUAAGCUCCUGAUCAAAAUAUCAAUAAAACUGCAUCAAAUUUUAUUGGCACAUGUUUUACUUUCAACUCGAUUGUGCUUAGACAUAACAUUACUAACUGAUAUCAUCUUCGGCACGUCUUCCAAUCAAUUGAUUAUAAACGUAUGAUACGAAAAUAAUUGACUAGAAUUUAUUAGACAUACAUUUAAUCAACCAUAAACCUGAUGGAGUCUUACACCAACGCAGAUUGAUUCAAGUUACUACACCAUAUCUGCUCCAUAAAUCUGUUAGGUAGUCGGAAAAAUAGACCAAUAAUUAUUAUGUUAAGUCCAAUGGUGUCCUUGGACCUUAAAUGUACAUUUCCCAUUGGUCGAUAUUUAUUUAACGUGUUAUUUUCCUGUUGGCCAAUAUUGUAUAAUGUUCUUUUCUACUUUGUGGUACGUUGUGGUCUGCUUGACUAGUAUAUAAACAAAGUAUGUUUGAAAUAUAAUGAUUCAUAACCCAGA